AUGUCGGUGAUUGACUUGCUGGAGACCUCGUCCCGCAGGAGCAUGUCCUCGCCGGCCCAAUCACGCGUGCCCUUGGGCGUCUUGAGCGUGACGCCGCCACCGGACUUCUUGCCCUCCUUUCCUCCCUCUUGGGCCGCCAUUGUGUAUUCUUGGUCCUGCUGCGCGGGGUCGAACGCGAGGGGUGAUGUCUGUAGGAAUCGCGAUGUCGCAAAGUUUCUUCGGAUAGGGAGCGGCAGUGGUUUCGAAAGGGAGAGGCCAGGGCGUGCGACGGCGGCUCGAAUCAACGCGGGACGGAUCUUGCUGAUCACAAACAGCAUGCCUGGGCAAGCUCGUCACACGGGAUAG
Purpureocillium lilacinum is the source of this 345-nucleotide messenger RNA. The record is from RefSeq and is a predicted model, not a curated record. NCBI's taxonomy places the organism in Eukaryota, Fungi, Ascomycota, Sordariomycetes, Hypocreales, Ophiocordycipitaceae.